This is a messenger RNA of Aspergillus wentii DTO 134E9, 2412 nucleotides long. RefSeq lists its product as uncharacterized. Lineage: Eukaryota; Fungi; Ascomycota; Eurotiomycetes; Eurotiales; Aspergillaceae. The coding region runs from base 1 to 2412 and encodes 803 amino acids. Gene Ontology annotation, molecular function: oxidoreductase activity. The transcript has 4 exons. The record is from RefSeq and is a predicted model, not a curated record. Gene Ontology annotation, cellular component: cytoplasm.
AUGUCUGACUUCUUCAUCCCUCCACCAGGACUGGCUUUCCGGCUCCUUGGUCAGAGAAGCAACAGGGUUCUUGUUGCCAACUCCAAUGAUACCCUCACGGACUACGAACUGGGGGCAAAAUAUGCCGAUCAAUGGUUCACCCUUGAGCCCGCACCAACGAGCGGGCAGUACUAUAUCAAGAGCACGGCCUCAGCGAACCAAGGAAAAGUCAUCUUCUGCCGUGCCGCCGAAGGUGAAGUUGGCGUUUGGAACAAGGACUAUGACGAUCAGCAUUUCAUUCUCGAGCCUGGUGUGGGCGAGUUCCUCGGAGGCUUCCGACUCCAUGCUCCCUCCACGAACAGGGUGAUCACCGCCCAGCCCUCAGCUAACUGGGUUCGAAACUAUCCUGCGGAUGGGACCAAAUAUAACGAUCAGUACUUCUCAUUUCUCUUUGAAGACACUGAAAUCGAUCGCGUGGAGUACGAUGCUACAGACGCUCGGCCUGUUGGCACUAUGCCAACAUCUUUUCCUGUUGAAUUGGUCAAUCGUGGCAAUACUCCGGCAAAGCUGAAUGCAAACAUGAGUCGAUCGGUUUCGGAAACAGCCUCAUUUGACUUUCACACAGGGAUGACUCUUACGGUGGGGGCAACUUUCAAGUCUGGUAUACCAUUCAUCGCAGAGGGUGAGAUCAAGACAGAAUUCAGUGUAUCGACGGACUUCACUUGGGGAAAAGCCACCACGGUCACAUCGCAGAUCGGAUCCUCGGUGGAAAUCGAAGUUCCUCCUCACUCGUCCCAGAAGGUGGUUGGCGUUUAUAAACGGAGCACCAUUAACCUCACUGCCACCAUCUAUUCCAAGUCGAAGAGCACUGGAGUCGAGGUUGUGACCAAGGCAAUCUACAGGGACAGUUCCAUGGUCAUGAUGCCUCUGAAGCAGACGAGUAUAUUGGAAGAGCUUGGUGAUCCCUUCGUUCCGCUUCGCUAUCUGCGCAGUAUCGCAGCCCAUCUUUUGACCACUGAUCCUGGCCUCCCUCGGUCGAAUCCCACCUUCUCUCACUGGCAGGAUCCCCCUCAUCCCCUCGCGACCAUCCAGUCCCCCACUUUCCCCGAGAAAACUGACGUCGCCAUCAUCGGAUCUGGCAUCACCGGUCUGUCUGUCGCCAGAACUCUCCUGGAAGGAGAUUCAUCCUCCCAAGUGACGGUGUUGGAAGCUCGCACGUUGUGCUCAGGCGCCACCGGUCGCAAUGGGGGACAGCUGGCUGCGAAUAUCGGGGAAGAGUAUUCACAUCUUGUGUCGAUGUAUGGAGUAGAAGCGGUAGGGAGGAUUGCUGAGUUCACGUUUUUGAAUCUGCAAGAGAUGUACGAAAUUGCGAACGAAUAUGCAGGAGAAAGUGAAGCCCAGACGCUGGAGAAGCUGCGCGUGUUUCUCACGGAUGAGACGUUUGAAUCGUUCAAGGAAAGCAUCACGCGGUUGGAGACAGAUCACCCCCGUUUCAAAGGGAUUUAUACCAUUCUCGACGCGGACAGAUUGAAGGAACACAACAUCACCGGCGCAGGAGGGGCGCUUCUCCCUGCAGGAACCCUCUGGCCCUAUCGCCUCGUCACGGCCAUCUUUGCCAACCUGCUCAACACCCACAAGUCCAGGUUCAGCAUCGAGGCAAACACCCCCGCGACAUCAGUCGCAUACAACCCCGACAAUGAUCCAUCUCAUCCAUAUACCAUCCAUACACCUCGCGGGCCUCUUCGCGCCAGGAAGAUCGCAUACUGCACAAACGCUUACACGGGGCAUCUACUUCCCCAACUUCGCGGUCGUGUCUAUCCCUUCAAAGGAACGAUGACAGUUCAACGCCCGGAGAAAUCAGUCCCGAAUAAGGGCGACUCGCUAUCAUGGGGAUUCCAUUAUCCACCGUCGUAUAGCCCGCAGUCGAAACAAUAUGCGGCCGGGCUAUACUAUCUCGCCCAGAAUGCAAAAUCUGGUGACUUCUUUUUCGGUGGCGAGAAUGCCUCAUUCGACGAGUGCCUGUCCGCAGAUGAUAGCCAUGUCGGAAACGAGUCUAUUACUGAAUUGCUAAAUACUCUCCCUGGGUUUCUGGGUGUGCAGGAACCUCGCGAUUGGGAGCUUGUCCGUGCUUGGAGUGGGAUCAUGGGAUUCACUGCGGAUGGGCUUCCGGUUGUGGGACAAUUGCCUUCAUCUCUGACUGAACGCAAUGGUGAUGGAGAAUACAUUGCGGCUGCGUUUAAUGGAUAUGGAAUGGCCAAUUGUCUUCUUUCCGGGCAGGCACUGGCAAAGAUGAUGAUGGGUGAGGAUGUCAGUUCGUGGUUCCCCGACGCAUACGGGAUCCACGAUGAACGGUUGCGAAUGUUGACGGUGCAAAACUCAAUGCAAUAUUAUAUUGAUUUGUUGGCUGAAGAGGAAAGGCCAUCCUCCCCAUGA